Elaeis guineensis (African oil palm) is the source of this 1671-nucleotide messenger RNA. RefSeq names its product probable protein phosphatase 2C 73. Gene Ontology annotation, biological process: protein dephosphorylation. The record is from RefSeq and is a predicted model, not a curated record. Gene Ontology annotation, molecular function: protein serine/threonine phosphatase activity. NCBI's taxonomy places the organism in Eukaryota, Viridiplantae, Streptophyta, Magnoliopsida, Arecales, Arecaceae.
CACCGUGGUAAUAAGAAAGUGAAAGGACGUAAGAGUCCACAGGGCGUUAAUAAUGGAGUAGAAGCAAGUCCGCAUUACCACGGAGAGCACGGCAGCAGCUCUCUAGAGAUUGCCAUGGUUCUCGGCGUCGGAUUGGGGCCAAGAAAACCAAAUAUCUAUUCAAAAUUUAGCCUUUCUUGAAGCCUCUUCAUCACAAUUCCUUCAAUCCAAUAUCCAAAACCUUCUCCUUCUCCUUUCCAAAUUUUUUACAUAAGAAGGGAGAUGUGGUUUAAAUUGUGAAGUUUGUUAGCUCUUAGCAAGCUAGGUUGUGGUUGGAUUUUGGGUUGGGACCAAUGCGGCACUUGUCGUCCUUGUUCAAUGGAUUGGCGAAGUCUCUGUAUUCAGGAAGGGGGAAGCUUUCGGGUAUCGAUUGCGGGAGGGAGGCGGCGGAUGAGCUCGCGAGGGAGGCGAAGAAGAACGAGUUGAUUCUGAAGUCGUCGGGUACGGUGAAGGGCGAGGGAUCGAACAGCUUCGUGUCGGUGUUCUCGCAGAGAGGGGAGAAGGGAGUAAAUCAGGAUUGUUCUAUUGUGUGGGAGGAAUUUGGAUGCCAAGAAGACAUGAUCUUUUGUGGCAUAUUUGAUGGUCAUGGUAGCUGGGGGCAUUAUGUGGCGAAAGCAGUUCAAAAAUCCCUUCCUCCAUGUUUGCUUUGUAACUGGCAGGAGGCUCUUGCUCUGGCUGCUCUGGUAGCUGAUAAAAAGCUUUGUCAAUUUGACAUUUGGAAGCAAUCCUAUCUUAGGACUUGCACUACCGUAGACAAGGAACUUGAGCAGCAUCGCAGGCUGGAUUCCUUCCAUAGCGGAACCACUGCAUUGACAAUAGUCAAACAAGGUGAAUUCAUGGUAAUUGCAAAUGUUGGUGACUCUCGUGCUGUGUUGGCGACAACUUUAGAAGAUGGCAGCUUGGUUCCUUUACAGCUUACUGUUGAUUUUAAACCAAAUUUGCCUCAAGAGGCUGAGCGCAUAACUCAGUGCAAUGGCCGUGUAUUCUGCUUGCAUGAUGAACCAGGCGUACAUAGGUUAUGGUUGCCAAAUGGUGAAACACCAGGACUGGCGAUGUCAAGAGCAUUUGGUGACUAUUGUGUUAAAGAUUUCGGGCUGAUUUCUGUGCCUGAAGUGACUCAAAGGAGAAUAACCAAUAGAGAUCGGUUUAUUGUGCUCGCAACAGAUGGGGUUUGGGAUGUUGUUUCCAACCAAGAAGCUGUGCAGAUAGUGUCCUCAACCAAGGAAAGAGGAAAAUCAGCAAAAAGGCUUGUGGAGUGUGCUGUUCGUGCAUGGAAGCGCAAGAGGAGAGGAAUAGCAAUUGAUGACUGUUCAGCUAUAUGUCUCUUCUUUGAUUCUUCACCACCCUCACUUUGUUGAUCCUCUGCUAUCAUCUGAUAAAAAGCAUUACAAAGAUCCAUUCCAUAGCUUGCUAUUUUUGAUUCUAAUCACUCUUCAUAUCUCUGAUUCUAAAGUUCAUGUUACUAUGUAUAUAAUUGGGAUGAAGCCUAUGAUGAAUUUCUUCUGUCAUCCAUGAUGUUUAGCAUCAUAAGUUUUCAUCCUUUAUUCUGUGGCUCAAGUACCACUCUGUAACAGAAAUCCUGGAUGAAUAAAAUAGUAAAAAUAGAGAAAAUUUUAGGUGCUUGAGGUCAAC